Messenger RNA from Baudoinia panamericana UAMH 10762, 1625 nucleotides. RefSeq lists its product as uncharacterized. Lineage: Eukaryota; Fungi; Ascomycota; Dothideomycetes; Mycosphaerellales; Teratosphaeriaceae. Gene Ontology annotation, biological process: mitotic cell cycle; microtubule cytoskeleton organization; nuclear migration by microtubule mediated pushing forces. Bases 64 to 1413 code for a protein of 449 amino acids. The record is from RefSeq and is a predicted model, not a curated record. The transcript is spliced from 4 exons. Gene Ontology annotation, molecular function: GTP binding; structural constituent of cytoskeleton. Gene Ontology annotation, cellular component: microtubule; cytoplasm; spindle.
CAGUCACCCAUCUCCUGACAAGACUAACGACAACAACCCCACCACCAGCACCGAAUCGGCAGGAUGAGAGAAGUCAUCAGUUUGAACGUCGGCCAGGCCGGUUGCCAGAUUGCGAACAGCUGCUGGGAGCUGUACUGCCUCGAGCACGGCAUCCAGCCGGAUGGCUACCUCACCGAAGAGCGCAAGGGCAAUGAUGACCAAGGCUUCUCCACCUUCUUUUCGGAGACGGGCAACGGCAAGUACGUUCCACGUACCAUCUACUGCGACCUUGAGCCCAACGUCGUCGAUGAGGUCCGCACGGGCACCUACCGCAGCCUCUUCCACCCCGAGUACAUGAUCACAGGCAAGGAAGACGCCUCGAACAACUACGCGCGUGGCCACUACACGGUCGGCAAGGAAUUGAUCGAUCAAGUGCUGGACAAGGUUCGACGCGUUGCCGACAACUGCUCCGGUCUACAAGGCUUCCUCGUCUUUCACUCCUUCGGCGGCGGUACCGGCUCCGGCUUCGGUGCGCUGCUCAUGGAGCGUCUGUCUGUGGACUACGGCAAGAAGUGCAAGCUCGAGUUCUGCGUCUACCCAGCACCCCAGGUCGCCACGUCGGUCGUAGAGCCGUACAACUCUAUCCUCACCACGCACACCACCCUCGAGCACAGCGACUGCUCGUUCAUGGUCGACAACGAGGCCAUCUACGACAUCUGCCGUCGCAACCUUGGCAUUGAGCGUCCCAACUACGAGAACCUCAACCGCCUAAUCGCUCAGGUCGUCUCCUCAAUCACCGCCUCUCUCCGCUUCGACGGCUCGCUCAACGUUGACCUGAACGAGUUCCAGACCAACCUCGUGCCGUACCCGCGUAUCCACUUCCCCCUCGUGGCCUACGCUCCAAUUGUCUCCGCUGCCAAGGCUGCCCACGAAGCCAACAGCGUUCAGGAGAUCUCCAUGUCUUGUUUCGAGCCAAAUAACCAAAUGGUUAAGUGCGACCCUCGUAACGGCAAGUAUAUGGCAACUUGCCUACUCUACCGUGGCGACGUCGUGCCAAAGGAUACUCACCAGGCUGUCGCCACACUCAAGACCAAGCGCACAAUUCAGUUCGUGGACUGGUGUCCAACUGGAUUCAAGCUCGGCAUCUGCUACCAGCCGCCGCAGUCCGUUCCCAACGGCGAUCUCGCCAAGGUCAACCGGGCCGUCUGCAUGCUGUCCAACACCACAGCCAUCGCCGAGGCGUGGUCCGCCCUCUCGCACAAGUUUGACUUGAUGUACAGCAAGCGUGCCUUCGUGCACUGGUAUGUCGGUGAGGGUAUGGAGGAGGGCGAGUUCAGCGAGGCCCGUGAGGACCUUGCAGCGCUCGAGCGUGACUACGAAGAAGUUGCAGCCGACUCUGCGGAAGGUGAUGAUGGCGCCGAGGCCGAGUACUAAGCAGGUUGUGUGCUCCUGGGCAUGAGGCCGAGUAUGGGAUCGGCGACAGUAUGUGAAUCAGCGUUGGCGCGUUUGGCGCCUCGAACAUGCAUAGGCUGAGAAUGUGCUUUUCAGGGACAUUGACGCGGUUGUCGAAGGCGGUUGCACAAAGACUAGCGAGGAGGCAGCCCGAUAUAGCACGACUUGGUAGUCUAUUGCAAGACAGUGGCGCG